Molecule: messenger RNA, 3999 nt
Organism: Meloidogyne enterolobii
Lineage: Eukaryota; Metazoa; Nematoda; Chromadorea; Rhabditida; Meloidogynidae
Source: the annotation of a GenBank genome assembly
AUGUCUCCUCCACCUUUGAAGAAGUCAAAAAAUUUCAUGAUCAACAGUCUACUUGAUCUACAAUCAGGAGGAGGUGAUUUUUUAAAACUUUUGGGGGAAGAAACCAAAAUUACCCGAAAAUUCAAUAUAACCAAACUUUCUACUAAAUUUUUAAUAACUGGUCUACCCGAUCAACCAGAGGGAUUGCUAAGGGAACUUUUCCAAAAAUGUAUUGACCAAACUCUGGAAAUCAGCCGGGAUAAUCAAAUCGACCCUGAUCAGCUUGGCUGUACCGUGAGCAGUCAAUUACUGGAAUCUGAUAUCUGGAUCCCAAUCCGUGAAAUUACUCCCAACACGGUGGAUUCAAUUCUUAAUCAAUUCCUUAAAGUUGCCCAAUCCAAGAAACAGGAUCAGGGAAUGCUCUGGGGCGAACCCUUCACCGUCUCCGUUACUACCGUAGAUAAGAAGAAUUUACCUACAACACGUUCUAUUAAUGGUAGUGGUGGCAAACCUACUCGUCGGAUCAGCGACAAGAAUCUCAUCAAAAUUCAUAAUUCCGACAACUAUUGUUUAUUCUAUGCAUUAAUGGCUUCAUAUAUUUAUUCAAUAUGUUCCUGGUCUAGGAGUAAAUUUUAUGACUAUAUACACAACAGAAAAGGUACUCGUCGACUUGAUCAGGACACCAAGAAUCUUAUGGCAAAUGUGGGAGCACCUGUUGACCUGUCUACUUAUGAUGCAAAGGAAUGGGUACCAAAAGUGGUUGAUUUCUGGAAUUCAAGGAAUGAAGGUGGAUUUAAAGUUUUUAUUUUUGGGGAAUUCGACGAGAAACCUAUUUUCAAAUAUGGGGCUGAAAAUUACAAUACCCCUAUUUUGGUUUAUUACAACAAUAAUCAUUUUGAUGGGGUUAGAAGGGCAAGUGAUUUAUUUGGGGAAGCAUAUUGCCUUGCCUGUGAAACAAGUUACAACCGGUCAAAAUAUCAUUCAGCCUCCUGCAAAGCAAAGUGUCAGAACUGCUGCAGGAUUGGACCUGGCUUUCCCUGUCAAACUUUGAAUAACUACUCCAAACUGUGCAAUGGUUGCUACAAGGAAUUUAAUAAUGAAGAGUGCUACAAUCAUCACCUGAAAUCUAACUUUUGCAGCAACUCUAAAAAGUGUGAAAAAUGCGGUGUGGUUUGGAUUGUAAAGGAUAACAACCGGAAUGGGCGUACUGGCCACGUGUGCUCCGAACGGUAUUGCAACACGUGUUUUAGUUUUCAUGAUCUAAAAAGAGGUUGUUACAUUAAACCUCUUACUCCCAGGAAGCCCAAGCCAUACAAGAUUAUCGCCUUUGACUUUGAGACUAUGCAACACAAACAAGGCGAAAAGGGUAAACUACACGAAGUGAAUUUUAUAGCAGCAAAAAUCAAUUGCCCCGAGUGUAUUAAUAAAGGAAUGAACACCAACUGUACUGUUUGUGGAGAAGAUCGAACUAUAACCUUCUCCCAUCAUCCUUUCUCUAAUACAUCAGUGGAUCAGCAAAAUAUUACUAAUGAUCCCCUGACCGAUUUUGUGGCUUGGAUAACCAAUUUUUCUACUGAUACAGUCGCCUUUUCUCAUUUUGGAGGAAGGUUCGAUAUGGUCUUGGUCUUCAAAGCUCUGUAUCUUCAAGGACUGACCCCGGAUAUGAUCAAGAAUGGAAACAAAAUGUACGAAAUGAAGGUGAAGAAUGAUAAGAAAUGUUGGGUCAUCUUUCACGAUACGUAUAAUUUAAUGCCUAUGCCCUUGGCUUCUCUGGUACCGGCAUUUGCUCUACAGGUGGAAGACAAGCCUUUUUUCCCCCACCUGGCCAACAAUCCGAAAAAUUAUGGGAAAGAAAUUUACCCAACAAAGGAAGAGUACCUUGCAAAUGGAAUGAUGCCUGAAAAGAGGGCUCAGUUCGAUAAAUGGUUCGAACAACAUAAAAGCGAACCCUUCAAUCUAAAUGAACAACUAGCAGCCUAUUGUACAAACGAUGUGGAUAUUUUAAUGGCUGCUCUCAUUGCCUUCAGAAAAGAAUUUCUGGAGGUUUCAAAUGGACUUGAUGUUCUUCGAGAGUCCAUGACUAUAGCUUCUGCCUGUAUGAAGCAUUUCCGCAUGAAUCACCUCAAACGGCAACAUGUUGGAAUUGUACCGGAAAAAGGAUACGACAAUGUGGAUAACCAAAGUUUGCUGGCUCUCCGAUUUCUCAAGUGGUACUCUGAAAAGAAUAUGGUCAAUAUUAGGACAGCCCACUCAGAAAAUGGAGAGAAAAAGAUGGGUAAAUAUAAGUUAGAUGGCUGGGUCAAGGAGAAGAAACUGGCUAUUGAGGUAAAUGGGUGUUGCUGGCACGGAUGUAUUAAGUGCUACCCCGAUGACGACAUUAAACUCCCAACAGGUCUAACAGCAGGACAACAGAGGCAAAAGGACAACCAACGUUUGAGUUUCAUCAAGAAUCUGGGAGUGAAUGUGGAAGUUUAUUGGGAGUGUGAAAUACGUAAUAUGGUUUCAAAGGACUAUGAAAUGAGGAAAAUGUUCAAGAACUAUUUGGAUGAUGGACCCAUCAAUAUUAGGUCUGCAUUCUAUGGUGGAAGGACUGGUCCACUGAAACUCUUCCACAAAGCUGAACCUGGUCAGAAAAUCUCCUACUACGACGUAACUUCCUUAUACCCGUUUAUUAAUGUUUCAACAAGGUACCCAGUUGGACACCCUGAAGUCCACGUCAUAAAUAAAGAUGUCAACUGGACCAAACCUGAAGACAACAAAUACCAACUUGCUCUACUCAAACUGUUCAUCAUCCCACCACGUAAUAUUGAUAUUCCGGUCUUACCUAUGAAAAUUGGGGAAGAAGACGAUGAAAGACUCCUUUUUCCACUAUGCUCUACAUGUGCCAAAGAGCAUCCACAUGGUGAUGUGAAGGAAAACUACUGUUGCCCUCACACCGACCAACAAAGAGGGUGGGUCAGCACAUGUACGUCUAUUGAGCUUAAUGAAGCUCUCAAGGAGGGGUAUGUGGUCACCAAAUUAUUUAGGGUGUUGGAAUUUAAUCAACAUGACGACACGCUCUUUAGGCCAUAUAUUAGUGAAUUUAUGGCACAGAAAAUUCACUCUUCUGGUUUCGACAGUGCCAUCAAGGGUGACAAGGAGAAGGAAGAUAAGUUUAUGAAAGAGUGCCUGGAAAAGUUUGGAAUUAAUAUAGAAAGGGAAAAGAUGGUCGUCAAUAAAGGGAAACGGACACAAGCAAAAUUGUGUCUAAACAACUUGUGGGGUCGAUUUUCGUUAAGGAAUUUUGGGCUUUCUCAAUGCAAAAUCACGGACGAUCCAAAUGAAUUGGCCAAAAUGUGCGACGACCCGUCAAUCACAAUUAAUUCAAUUGAUGAGCUCACAGAGGAUGUAAUACUUAUCAACUACAUCAAGAAGAAAGACUGGGUCGAGGAGCAUGACUCGUCCAAUGUCAUCAUCUCGCUCUGGACCACCUCAGCAGCGAGAAUCCACCUUCUACAUGCGAUGCAGAAGGUUGUCAGGACGCCUGGGUGUCAGUUACUUUACACUGACACAGAUUCAUUAAUCUUCUCCCACCCAGACAACAAUUGCCCACUUGAAUUAGGGCCUCAUCUGGGUCAGUUUACUGACGAGUACCCAGACUUUAAUAUUUUGGAAUACUGUUCUGGGGGCGCUAAACAAUAUGGGGUGAAGCUGCAAAAGAAGUCUACACCCAACAGUGAACCGGACUAUGUGCUCAAAGUCCGUGGAAUGACUCUCAACUGGGAUGUCAUCAACAACCAAGGUCUCUGCUACGAAAAUUUCAAGAAACAAGUUUUUGAUUUUACAAAAUCAGAUAAUAUACCGAUUUUAAUUAAAUAUCCAAAUUUUCUUAGGCCAUCUAUUAGAGAUGGUUCAAUUAUUACUCAACCCCUUACUAAAAUUUAUAAACCGUAUGUCGGUAAGGGCAUUGUCCGCCCUUCCGAUUUUGUUGUACUAAAUUUUGGCCAUAUUAAUAAUAAACAUCCUAGAAUUUUAUUGUAA